Molecule: messenger RNA, 1165 nt
Organism: Triticum aestivum (bread wheat)
Lineage: Eukaryota; Viridiplantae; Streptophyta; Magnoliopsida; Poales; Poaceae
Exons: 2
Coding region: 24-863 (279 amino acids)
Source: RefSeq, a predicted model, not a curated record
UUUUUUUUGCUAGGUAGGGGCGGAUGGGUCUCGAGGCGGAGCCGGGCGGCGCCCCGGCGGCCGCCCCGCCACAGCCGGCCGACCUCACGUCGGGCGAAAAGGAGACGGAGGUGGGAUCGCGCGAUGACUACGGAUCCCCGGCUGAGAUCGGGCGGGGACAGGGGAAUUUCACGCAAUGGCGUGUUCAUUUCUGCGCCCAGACGGCUCCUGGGAUCUGGAUUGAAGGCCGCGUCCGUUUUACUCCGCAUUCACGUUGGCUGGUUCUCUUCGAUUUGGAGAAUGACAUCCUUGCCGGCGACUUCUGGCCGGACGGCGACUCGAUCGAGGUAGGGCAUCGUUUCAAGAUUGAUGGUUUUGAUGUGCUGGUUGUUGAUUCUGUACAGGUGGAUCUUCGUCCGAAGAGACCGGAGCUGAUUGACUUGACGGAAACGAGGCUACAUGGAAAUCCGAGAGGAAUGGAUGGCGACAAGGCGGGAUACCCUGCGAGACUCGUGGUGCGGCGAUCAUCGGACCUCGGCUCUUGGGGCCGGUGGCCCAUCGACGGGUUGGUGGCCAGUUCUGGGCGCUGGCUGGAUCUGAAGACGACGAGGCGGACGAGGAUGGGGAUGAGCCGACGUCCUCUCCGCCAACGCCGACGCCAUCUGAUUUAUUCUGUGAGUUAUUCCAUUCAGGCUAUGAUGAGGAUGAGGUCGCCUCUACGGUGGACAGGAUCUUGCCGGUGGACGAUCCGGCGAGGGUUGGGCUACACGCGGACGACCGAAAGGAGAUGGUGCAUCGCGUCAUUCAUCGGAGAACGGCGGCGACAGCUGUCCGGCCAUGGAAAGGACCCCUUCCGAAGGUUUUAUUCAGGGCUACUGCGCUGAUCCGUAUGUGGUCCUUACUCACUCCGAUGGAGGCCAGGAAGCGUUUGGUUACUGGAUCUGUCCGGUGGGAGAUGGUAGCGCGGGAUAUCUUCAACCGGUUUGGAUGGCGGUCAUGUAAUAGGAUAGGCGAUUAGUUUACCUAUCUGUUAAUUUGCCAGCCGGUUGUGGCUUGUUAGGCUUUUUGUUUUGGCAUGGAGGCUCUGUGUGAGCUUGCCGAUCCUUUUGUCUGCAGACUUUAACACCUUGUUUACUCUUUUUAAUAAAUGUGGCCGUAUGCAUCGUUCUGAUGCAGAGACCGGGGA